This is a messenger RNA of Durio zibethinus, 2958 nucleotides long. The record is from RefSeq and is a predicted model, not a curated record. NCBI's taxonomy places the organism in Eukaryota, Viridiplantae, Streptophyta, Magnoliopsida, Malvales, Malvaceae.
AAUUAGUCUUCUGGAAAGGGAAAAAUAUUAAGACAUAAGAGAAUACAAUACUUUCAAUCUUUCUUAUGCUCAAAUGGUGGGGAAGAUUCAGCAUAAUUUAUGACCACGACUCAUAUUACUAUAUAGUUUAUUCUCUAUUUUUUGAAACUUGAGUGCCUCCAGGUUUUUUUUUUUUUAAUUUACUCCCAUUGAGAAAGCCGAAGCGGAUGGUAAAGACAGUGAGAUAGCACAUUUUUACCCAACUUGACAACAGCUUCCGAAACCAGAAUAGGGGACUCUGGCAUAUUAAUGGAUCACAACUGCUCUCAUGAAUCCCAUUAAUGCAAUCCCAACGACAUCAAGUGAUAUGGCAGCUGAAACAGGGAAGAAGGAAGAGAUGGCGAAGGUGAAAAUCACCAGCAAAAGCCAUGUCAAGCCUGGGAAGAUUGUAGGAAGAAAAGAAUGCCAACUGGUCACAUUUGAUCUACCAUAUCUGGCAUUCUAUUACAACCAGAAGUUGCUGUUUUACAAGGGUGGGGAGUUUGAGGAGAAAGUGGAAAAACUCAAGGAUGGGCUCAGGGUAGUUUUGGAGGAGUUUUAUCAGCUGGGAGGCAAGCUUGGAAAAGAUGAGGAAGGGGUUUUCAGGGUGGACUACGAUGAUGAUAUGGACGGUGUUGAGGUGUUGGAAGCCAUCGCAGAGGGGGUCAGCGUCGAUGAACUUGCGGCCGAUGAAGGCACAAGCUCUCUCAAGGACCUCAUACCGUACAAUGGUGUCUUGAACUUGGAGGGCCUUCACAGGCCUCUGUUGUCUGUGCAGUUAACGAAGUUGAAAGGUGGACUGGCAAUGGGGUGCGCGUUCAACCACUCCAUUCUUGAUGGAACCUCCACCUGGCAUUUCAUGAGCUCAUGGGCCCAAAUCUGUAGAGGGUCCAACUCCGUCUCUGUUCCACCGUUUCUCGAGCGGACCAAAGCCCGAAACACCCGCGUGAAGCUGGACCUCUCUCUCCCACCCAACCCACUCGCUUCAUCCAACGGUGAUGCCAAGGUAGGCCCGCAACUGAGGGAGAAACUCUUCAGGUUUUCCGAAGCUGCCAUCGACAAGAUCAAGUCAAAAGUCAACUCUAACCCACCAUCCGACGGCUCUAAACAAUUCUCAACUUUUCAAUCUCUAGCUGGCCACAUUUGGCAGCACGUAACCCAAGCGCGUAAUCUUAAACCUGAAGACUACUCAGUUUUCACUGUCUUUGCAGAUUGUCGUAAAAGGGUUGAUCCUCCCAUGCCAGAAUGUUACUUUGGCAACCUGAUUCAAGCCAUCUUCACCGUCACGGCAGCCGGGUUAUUGCUGGUGAACCCACCGGAAUUCGGUGCAUCAAUGGUAAAAAAAGCUAUAGAAGCACACAAUGCUAAGGCCAUCGAUGAACGUAACAAGGAGUGGGAAGCUGCACCCAAGAUUUUCCAGUUCAAGGAUGCUGGUGUCAACUGCCUGGCUGUUGGGAGCUCUCCCAGGUUUAAGGUUUACGAUGUGGAUUUCGGGUGGGGAAAGCCAGAAGGGGUGAGAAGUGGUUCCAACAACAGGUUUGAUGGGAUGGUGUAUUUGUAUCAAGGGAAGAGCGGUGGCAGGAGCAUUGACGUGGAGAUCACCUUGGAAGCUGGAGCCCUGGAGAUGUUAGAGAAAGAUAAGGAGUUUCUCAUGGAAGUCUAGUUUUAACGAAUUGAUAUAUGAAGAGGGUGCUAUUUUCACAUUUAUUUUGAUCAUAUGAAAACUUUGUUGAUUGAAAUGAAUUAAUCGAUAUAAAUGUGAAAAUAGUUUGCAUUGCACCCUUUGAAUAAGAACCGGAAGUGUUUAAAAAUAUUGUAAAAUGAAGGCGACAUUAUGCUAUCGCUACUCAACUUUAUGUUGGUUUUUUCGUUUUGUUUUCACGGUGAGCAGCUGCUUUGACUUGUUAGUCAGUUAAGGGUUUGCCUUUGGCUUUGGAUCGAUUCUCUGUUGUUAAUGCUGUGGCUUUAUGGACUUAAUUGAUUUUCAACUAAGAGCACUGAAUAUGAGAUAUAGAAGUAGUUGGGAUUCUCUCGUUUGGCAAUGUUGUUGAAAUCAUACAACACUUGGGAUUCAGGACUAUAUAAAUAUAUCAUGUCGGAACAGUAGUCUCAUGUGUGCUCUCCUGAAGGAAUAUCGAACUCCCUUUUAGCGAUUCAAUUGGAGUAGUUGGACUAAACUGUUUAUACUUAAGUUGUGGUAACAAAUAGAAUUUAAGACAAUAGACGUUGUCAAACCAAAACAAACAGGGGGAGUAGCAGAACCUGUGCAUGGCAUGUGUAUGGCAAAUCUUGUAAAAAGACGUGUUAUUAGUUGAGGAUAUCAAAACACCAAGGGAAAGGUGAUCGGAUAUAAAUAAACUGACAAUUUUGGCUUUUCCUUGCUAUUAUUCGCACCAGGUCACGGUAAAAUGAGCGUCGGCAUUAGCUAAUUUUUUUAAAUGCAUUAAAUUGACUUAGAAAAAUGUGCUCUUAAAAUCGUUUGAGAAAAAGAUAAUAUGUCAAAUUAAAAUUAGAGGAUGUCCUUUAUCACGUUAUUGAAAAAAAAAUGCUAGCUAUGGCCAAGCCCUCCAUGAAUUGCAGCCAAUCUCCACCGUAUAAAGGCUCCGAUAUCAUUUAUUAGAUCUACCUGCAUACAGCUUCCCACCUGUUGCCAGUGCAGCAUGUCCAUGUGGGUGUAUUGAUAGUAGUCAAUCUCAUUAAUCUUAUCCACCUUUUCCUUUUACCAGAUUGGCACAAGGACUGAAGAUGUGCUACCAAAAAGGCAGCUGUUUCUGUUUAGCUACCUGUUUAAUCUCAACCUUCGUCCUUGUCCUACAUGUAAAAAUUACAACAUCUGUUGCACAAAAUUAAAAUUAAUUCGAUGACUAUCAUUAGACUUUCUCAUUGUGAAUUGGAAGUGGAACUUAAUCAAAUGAGAGGCUUGGACCAGAAUUAUCUAUG